UUUGCGCGGGUUACCCCUGCCCACUCUCAUAUCUCUCCGCGUAUAGUGUUGAUUAUUGAGUUCACUCUCUAAAGCACCGUGUAACCCUCUGAGCAAAGCUCAAAUUAACAACUACUUACAGACGCUAUGGAAUUCGAACUCCAACAAUCACCUGCUAUCAAAGCUCUGGGUUCCCUCUUCAAAUUCACUCAGAGUCGUCUCUGGGAUGAAACUUCAGCAUGGAGUCGAGGUGAAUCCGAGUCUCGCGAGGAUGAUCUUAUGCGGAGACCUUUGCAGACGGUUGAUGCUGGUUUAAGUACGACAACAAUGAGCAGUGAGGAUGUCGAACUUGCUGCACAGAUGGAUGCACUUGGUCUUCCUUUAUCCUUUUCCACGAAUAAGAGGAAUAAUAUGAUCCGUGGGAAGAGAAAGGACACCAAUAAGAAUUAUCUUCACAUUGACGUAGAAAUUAAAGAUGCGGUUCGCAGUUCCAUUACAGUGCGUGAGCAUGAAAUCAGUUCUCCCAAAAUCAUUCAUGAUAAAAUUAGUGGUUUAUUGUGUUGCAUGUCCAAAAACGAAUCAUCAAUGGAUGUUAAAUUCCUCUCAAGUGAAAUGGAAGAUCUAGCUACUUUGACCAAAAGAGUUGUCAGUGCUGCAGUUAUAGAAGAUAGGGGUAGCAAAAAGACCUCUGAGGAAUUAAGGUACUGCCAGUCUUGUGGCUCUAUUAGCAACCAAAAUCUGUCAAAGAAUGACUUUGUAAUGGAAUCCAGUUCAAUUAGUUUGGCUAAUGGAAAUUUUAGUAGCAGUUUUUUGAUAAAAAAUGAUGGCAGUGGUCAAUCUGAGAAAAAUCAAGAAUCAGGGUUAACGGAGCCUCCGUACUUUGAAGUCUCCGAAGGUAAUUGUACAGGUUUUGGGAAGUCGAUAUCAAAUAUCUGGACCGAGCUAUCAGAAGAUCUGAAGUCUCGUGAUGCUGGGGAUCCUCAAUUUUCUCAAGCACUUGGUAAUGACACUAUUCAUAGUGAUUGCAUUUCAGAGGAUAACCAAUCUAAAGAAUGUGAGAAGUUGUUGAAUGAAAUCUGUGAUAGGAUUUCACUGGGUCCUGACUCUGCCUGUUCACUGUUUACAGAAGCGCUCAACUGUGAUAGUGUAGACGCUGUUAACCCUUCAGUACAAAACCACUGUGCAGAUUAUGGAAAAGUAUCAUAUGAUGAGUCUGAGAGUCCCGAAUCCACUGUCUUUAGUCAUUUCUCAGAACUAAAUCCUGAUAUCAUAGACCCUAAAGGUAUUAAUGAUUUUGGAGAUUGGAAAGCAUAUUGGGAUUCUUUCUAUUCUAGAAAUUACUUUUUUAAUGUAAGAACCCAAGAAAGUACAUGGGAACCACCUGAAGGGAUGGAACACUUGGUAUAUCUUGACUACAGUAAUGAGUCGAAAGUGAUGGGUAUUGAUGCAAAUCAAAUGGAUGGUAUUUGUGCUGUUUCUUCUCAGAACAGCAAGACACUAGAUUCAGUUGAUCUACAAUACAUUUUUGAUUCCAUAACAGAUGAUCCACUUUUGGGACAGUCACUUAAUGAGAACUUAGAGGUACAAGAGCUUACUGCGGACAAUUUCAAUAAUUCCUUGAUUACAUCCGAUGUGAGAUGCAUUGCUGAAUCUCCGCAUGAACCCUAUGAAUUGAAUCAAAUUAGUGGCAAAACACCCAACACACAACAGAUGGAAAUAGUGGCAAGUGCACUUACCGAGAAUGCACAUAGUUUUGAUCCAUGUCUUACACAUAUAAAUUCUCCAGAGGAUAGGAUGGAUGCUCAGUGCUGUACUACCCAUCAUACUAGGAAAAAGAAAGCAAGGAGAGAACGAUCGCGGAGAAAUAUUUUGGCUGAUAAUGAAGAGCUGCAGUAUCAAGAGUUAGGUGAGGAAUUUUCACCAAUCAUUGGUAAAUACUGGCAUCAGAGAUACCAAUUGUUCUCAAAAUUCGAUUGUGGGAUAAGAAUGGAUGAGGAGGGAUGGUUCUCUGUCACCCCAGAGCUUAUAGCAAAGCAUCAUGCAUCACGUUGUGGUAGUGGCACUGUUGUUGACUGUUUCACUGGAGUUGGUGGGAAUGCUAUCCAGUUUGCACUGAGGUGUAAACAUGUUAUUGCGAUUGAUAUUGAUCCAAAGAAGAUUGAAUAUGCACAGCAUAAUGCUGCCAUCUAUGGGGUUCAAGAGUGUGUUGACUUCAUUAGAGGGGAUUCUUUUCUUUUAGCAUCUACUCUAAAGGCAGAUACUGUUUUCUUGUCCCCCCCAUGGGGAGGGCCUGCUUAUUCCAAAGUGAAGUCUUUUGAUCUAAAGACCAUGCUCAAGCCAUAUGAUGGGGAUAAACUAUUUACCAUUGCAAAACAAAUUGCUCCAAGGAUAGUCAUGUUCCUACCCAGGAAUGUCAAUCUUAACCAGCUGGCUGAGUUGUCACUGUCUGCAAACCCUCCUUGGUCACUGGAGGUUGAGCAGAACUUUUUGAAUGGCAGAUUGAAGGCUAUUACUGCAUACUUCAGUGAUCCUUCAGUGUACGAUUCUUCUAGCCCAUGACCGCAACUUGGUGAAAAUAUGAAAACAUUUCUGGAUAUUAAUCAACUAUUAUCUUAUGGGGUUUCCUGCUACUUGCGUAUAUUUUUCAACAGUUUUAGGUUUCUUAAAAGUUUUUAUAUUUAAGGUAGGAAUUUUAAUAUAAGCAUGCAUUAGUGAUAUUGUAUCUUACUGAAGAUAUCAAAUAGGAAAUGGUGACAUUGUUUUGUUUUAUACUAUGACGUUAAUGUUUGGAUCAUGUAAUUUUAGGACAGUUCUAAAAUUUGAAAACUCAUUUCAGCCAUUUAGACGUGUUCAUGUCGGCCAUUUCGAUGACGGUUCAUUUUUUUAUGUUUCUCUGGGUGUUGGUCUCUCUGCCACAUGAUAUAAACAAUAUUGUACGACGCAUAAAAUAAAUAUUAAACUUAUGACAUGCUUCUCUCAUGUCCGUAGUUUGGGCUUUUACUAUAUAUAAUACCAGGAAAAUUUUUCUUGAUGUUGUGCUUUUGUCCAGGUGUAAUUUAUUGAUUUUUCCUCCCUCAGUAGGAAAGUGAGUAAACUUGAGAACUUGCUGCGUUGAUGCAAAUAACAAUUAAAAAGGAAGGUUUAUCAAAAGUUGUACUUAUCGGGAAAAGGAUUAUGAGAAUUUUUUUUGAAAGAGAUUAUUGUUAUAAAAUAAAUUGAGAUAUUGUGUUGUUGAGAGUUUUUUGUGCAAUAAGAACAGCAAAAAAUCAAGGGUUGUAUGAUCUGUUAAACGUAGUAAUAUAAUCGGUGAGACGUAGUGAUGUAGUUAACCCGGCCGGUUUCGCCUGACUUGGGGAGGAAUUUUUUUCUCUCUAGAUUAUACUGUAAAUUUUCUUACUAAUAAUGCGGAGCAAAAAUAGGAACUUAUUUAAAUAUGGGAACAUAGGUCAGAAAUGGAUAAGUAAAUUGGAAACCAGAGGAGCUGCUACUAGAUGGGAAAAAAUAGGAACUUAUUUAAAUAUGGGAACAUAGGUCAGAAAUGGAUAUGUAAAUUGGAAACCAGAGGAGCUGUAACUUGAUGGAAA
Molecule: messenger RNA, 3563 nt
Organism: Daucus carota subsp. sativus
Lineage: Eukaryota; Viridiplantae; Streptophyta; Magnoliopsida; Apiales; Apiaceae
Exons: 11
Coding region: 127-2538 (803 amino acids)
Biological process (GO): 7-methylguanosine cap hypermethylation; 7-methylguanosine RNA capping
Cellular component (GO): nucleus
Molecular function (GO): protein binding; RNA cap trimethylguanosine synthase activity
Source: RefSeq, a predicted model, not a curated record